This is a messenger RNA of Megachile rotundata (alfalfa leafcutting bee), 2128 nucleotides long. It is a transcript of the gene lost, whose product is annotated as methenyltetrahydrofolate synthase domain-containing protein lost. NCBI's taxonomy places the organism in Eukaryota, Metazoa, Arthropoda, Insecta, Hymenoptera, Megachilidae. Gene Ontology annotation, cellular component: cytoplasm. The record is from RefSeq and is a predicted model, not a curated record.
GGCAUAUAGAUACGAUCCUGUAAUCAUAAUCGUUUUGCUUCGUGUUUUUUCGGUGUAUUUCGUUAUACAUGUCAUAAUGUUUUGUCGCUAAAAAAACAAAAGAUUACCAAUUUCACCAGUGAUAUCAAAUAACUUCUCUGGUUUCAAGGACUGGGUGUUUUUAUUUUAAUGUUUCACUUGUGAAAGUAUAAAUUAUCUAAUAAGUAUAUUCAGCUGUUCAAAUUUUUGCGCCUUCUAUAUGCGGAUACGUCAGCUGAGUUUAAAUCUCUAAGAUUUAAAUUCUUCUUUAGUCUAAUCCAACAAUGACAAAUAUAAUAACCUAAUCCCUCCAUUAUUUCAUAUGCAUAAAUAAAAAUCCGUAUAUUUACGAAGAAAAUUAUGAUUUCAUAAAUACAUAUUCAAACUUCUAGUGGAUUUCAUUAUGACAAGUUUACCGACAUGGAUUUGCGCAGGUAUAGAAACAAGUGCAAAAAAGACUGGAAAUAAAUCAUGUAAUCUAUUUUUAUAAUAUAAAAUUUUCAGAAUCAGUUCUUCCUGAGUUUAUUGUAAUUUAUAGUUAAUACGGUUCGAUUAAAAUUAAACCACUUAAUCAAAAUGGCUGAAGAACAAUUACCUGAGGAGGUAACCAAGCACAGUUUUCGGCAAAAAACAUGGGACUAUUUGAUGAAGAAUAAUUUAGUAAACUUUCCUGUUGUUGUGUAUGAUCGGAUACCAAAUUUCAAAGGUGCUUCUGAAGCGGCAUUACGCGUAGCAGAAUUAGAAGAAUUUAAGAGAGCAAGAGUUAUAAAAAUCAACCCAGACAAACCUCAAGAACCUGUUAGAUUCUUAGCAUUAGAAGCUAAUAAAGAAAUAUUGGUGCCAAUUCCUAGAUUAAGAUCUGGAUUAUUUCAUCAUGUUACACCAGUUGCUGGAGCCACAAAAAAUGAACUAAGAACUUUAUCAAAAAUUCAUGGUUUAAUGGAAGCUGGUAAACCACUCGGUGUAGAGUCAAAAAUAAAAGUUGAUUUAGUCAUAUUGGGAUCUGUAUGUGUUAGCCGUGAUGGAUACAGACUGGGUAAAGGUAAAGGUUUUGCUGAUUUGGAAUAUGCUAUAAUGACAAGAAUGGGUGCAAUUACACAGGAUACUAUAGUUAUUACAACAGUGCAUGAUUGCCAAGUAUUUGAUAUGCUUCCACCCCAAUUAUUUAAAGAAUAUGAUGUACCUGUUGACAUAAUUGUUACACCUACUCAGACAAUAAUAGUAAAUCCAAAGUUGAAAAAACCUAGUGGUAUUAUAUGGUCCAUGCUGAGUGAGAGAAGAAUCAAAUCUAUGCAGGUAUUGCAGCAGCUUAAAGAGAUGGAUGAGAAAGAUGGUAAAAUAGUAGUUUUAAAGGAGGAGGACUCUGACACAGAAACACAGAGACUGUAUAGACAUCGGCCAAAUUCUUCAAGAAAUAACAAACGUUCCAAACCAGGAAAAAAUGUUUCUGGUGAAAAUGAUGUUAGCGGAGAAGGAGAGAAAUUUACGAUGAAGGGACGUUCCCCUAAAAAACGUUCGCAUAAUAUUAAAUCAGAGAACGAUAAUUCGUUCACCAACGGAAUCGAGGAAAACAUCGUGAACAGCGACAAAAACACGCAACGUCGUAGAAACUUGAGACUGAAAUCUAAAUCACAAGUUGCGUUUUCCCUGAAAUUGUCAAAUAUCUCGUCCAGUGCGAGAAUACGUGACUUGAAAAAUGCUCUGUUAGAACGCGGCGUUAAACCAAACGAAAUAACUUGGUUAGGUUAUCGGGGUAUUUGCUAUCUUCAUUUCAAUAAACUUAGGGAAAAGAAUAGUUUACCAGAACAGCCGAUACAAGUCGAUUCGAUAAUGACUAACCUACAACAGUUGUGUAUCGGUGAACCCACUGGAAAAGUGGAAGAUUUCAUAAUCGUAGAACCUGCGAAACCGAUAUCCAGGAUAGAAGUUACGGAUGUUUCUUCUGUUUAAAAAAGUAUUUGGAUGUUCUUUUACGAUUGACUUAGUACAAUCUGUGUAAUCACUCAACAGAUAUCGCUGUUUAGACGCGUUUAUUCUUAUGGAGAUAGUCUGUUUCCAUAAAAUAAUGAUCAUUUACCAGUUCAAGAAAUAUAUAAAUUUGUCUUAGUAA